UCUUCCCUGAACUCCAAAACUGUGUUGGGCUGGACCAUGGGGACCCCCUGGGAGGCCUGGAGGGGGAGCCAUGACAGGACCCCCCAACUGCUGCUGCUGGUCUGGGGGCUCCCCGGGACCCCCGUGCUGAGCUACGGAGACGAGGUGGGGCUGGCCCGGCCCCCCGGCAGCAAGCCGCCGCCGAUGCCGUGGGAGCGAAUCCAGAAACUCCAGGAAACCAAGAACGGCUCUGAGUGGCAGGUGCUGGAGCUGUGCCGGGCCCUGGCUGGGCUGCGCGGGGGGGAGCGGUCGCUGUCGCUGGGCGGGGCCGAGGUGUUGCCGGCGGGCGAGGCCGUGGCCGUCCUGCGCCGCUGGGACCAGAACGACCGGUUCCUGCUGGUGCUCAACCCCCGCGGGGACCCCCUGGAGCGGGUCAGCCUCCCCCAGGCCCUGCUGCCCCCCAGGGCCACCCUGCGCCUCAGCACCCACCGCAGCGGCGCCCAGGGCUCCCAGGUGGAGCUGGGGCAGCUGCGGCUGCAGCCCUACGAGGGGGUCCUGCUCAGCUUCCCCUACGACGC
Messenger RNA from Neopelma chrysocephalum (saffron-crested tyrant-manakin), 557 nucleotides. RefSeq names its product 4F2 cell-surface antigen heavy chain-like. The annotation marks the transcript as partial. The transcript has 4 exons. NCBI's taxonomy places the organism in Eukaryota, Metazoa, Chordata, Aves, Passeriformes, Pipridae. Gene Ontology annotation, biological process: amino acid transport. The record is from RefSeq and is a predicted model, not a curated record.